Molecule: messenger RNA, 7171 nt
Organism: Grus americana (Whooping crane)
Lineage: Eukaryota; Metazoa; Chordata; Aves; Gruiformes; Gruidae
Gene: KCNG3
Product: potassium voltage-gated channel modifier subfamily G member 3
Exons: 2
Coding region: 750-2051 (433 amino acids)
Biological process (GO): potassium ion transmembrane transport; protein homooligomerization
Cellular component (GO): voltage-gated potassium channel complex; membrane
Molecular function (GO): delayed rectifier potassium channel activity; protein binding
Source: RefSeq, a predicted model, not a curated record
CGGCGAACAAACGAGACGGGAGCGAGAGGCGCUGGCAGCCGGCUGCCUUAAGCCAGGGGCGAGCGGUGUGGUGCUCAAACGCUCCACUUUCAGCUUCGUUUGGCGGAAAAAAACGCCCCCAAAAUUUUACUUGGGUUUCGCGGACAACUUCGCCUAAGUGCCAGUUCUCGGGGCGGGCAGCGGGGCCGGCUCGGACGGGCUCUCCUCCGCUGCAGCCGAAGCCCUCUGCCCGGAGGGGGUCCGCGAAGGGAGCGGGGCCGGGCCCCGGGCGGGAGCCCCGCGGCAGCCCCCCGCGCUGCGCUCCGCCAUGUGCGCGGGCGGGGGAGGAGGCGUGUCCCCACCCCGCCGCUGCCGCGCCGCCUCUCGCUCGCCUCCGAGCCGGCACCGGCGGAGCGGAGCGGUGCCGGGCGCGGAGCUCCCCGGCCCCGCCAUGCCCGCGACCGCGCCCCCGCCCCGGCGGGGCCCCGCGGAGGCUCCCGCCCGCCGACGCUGAGGCGGCGGCCGCACCUGCGAGCGGCAUCGCCGGGGGGGCGCACAGCCUCCGCCGCGCCCCGUCUCCUGCGCGGCCGCUGGGGCGCCCGCAGCGGCGCCUCUCCCGCCUUCUUUCCCUCCCCCCCUCCCUCCCCGCCCGCCCCGUCGCCAAGCGGGAGCCGCCAGCGGUGCGAGCACAGCCGGAGCCGGGGCAGCCUCCGCCGCCCGCGCUGCCCCCCGCCUCGCCCGCCCUUCCCCUCCUCCGUCCCGCCCAAGCCAUGAACUUUGGCCGCGGCCCCUCGGUGGUGUUGAACGUCGGGGGCACCCGGUACUCCUUCUCCCGGGAGGUGCUGAAGGAUUUCCCGCUGCGGCGGGUGAGCCGCCUGCACGGCUGCCUCUCGGAGCAGGACGUGCUGGAGGUGUGCGACGACUACGACCGGGAGCGGAACGAGUACUUCUUCGACCGGCACUCGGAGGCCUUCGGCUUCAUCAUGCUGUACGUGCGGCACGGCCACCUGCGCUUCGUGCCGCACAUGUGCGAGCUCUCCUUCUACAACGAGAUGAUCUACUGGGGGCUGGAGGGUUCCCACCUCGACUACUGCUGCCAGCGCCGCCUCGACGACCGCAUGUCCGAGACGUGCACCUACUACGCGGCGGAGGAGCCGCCGGGGGAGCCGGCCGGCGGCCUCGAGGGCAAGGGCCGGCGGCCGACGGGAGCCGAGGGCGGGAAGUGGCUGGAGAGGAUGAGGAGGACUUUCGAGGAGCCCACGUCUUCCGUGGCCGCCCAGAUCCUGGCCACCGUCUCCAUCCUCUUCGUCAUCGUGUCCAUGGUGGUGCUGUGCGCCAGCACCCUGCCCGAGUGGCGGGCGCCGGAGAACCGCAGCGUGGAGGAGCAGAGCAGGUACACAGCAGAGUCAGUGAGGGAGCCCUCAGGGAUAAUUGAAGCUAUCUGCAUAGGCUGGUUCACUGCAGAGUGCAUUGUGAGGUUCAUCGUCUCCAAAAACAAGUGUGAGUUUGUCAGAAGACCUCUCAACAUCAUUGAUUUACUGGCAAUCACUCCUUACUACAUCUCUGUUCUAAUGACGGUCUUUACAGGGGAAAAUUCGCAGCUUCAGAGGGCUGGAGUCACCUUGAGGGUCUUAAGAAUGAUGAGGAUUUUUUGGGUGAUUAAACUGGCUCGUCAUUUCAUUGGCCUUCAAACACUUGGUCUGACUCUGAAGCGCUGUUACAGAGAGAUGGUGAUGCUACUUGUCUUUAUCUGUGUUGCUAUGGCAAUUUUCAGUGCACUUUCCCAGCUUCUUGAAAAUGGGCUGGACUUGGGAACAAAGAAUAAGGAUUAUGCCAGCAUUCCUGCUGCUUGUUGGUGGGUGAUCAUCUCAAUGACCACAGUUGGUUAUGGUGACAUGUGUCCCAUCACUGUACCAGGAAGGAUUCUUGGAGGAAUUUGUGUGGUUAGUGGCAUCGUUUUAUUAGCCUUGCCAAUCACUUUCAUUUAUCACAGCUUUGUGCAAUGUUACCAUGAGCUCAAGUUCCGAUCUGCUAGGUACAGUAGAAGCCUCUCUGCUGAAUUCUUAAAUUGACCAAACUUGCAUUCUGUUGUAGUUACUUGCUAAGCUUUGUCUUAGAAGAGAAUGGUGGAAGGUCCCUUCUCGUGUCCUCCUUGACUGGAUGGUCCUAUGGAACAACAUUCUUGCCAGCCUGGAGAAAGGCCGUCACCAUUCAGACAGGAAGGAUGGCCAUCUGCCUUGGGCACCUUGCAGGGAGAGGGAGUGAUGUUUCACAUUUGAGAGAACAAAAUUAACAAAAGAGGAUUCAGAACUCCUCAACCAGACCAGUUGUGUCUUCAGUUUGCCUUUCCACACAAAAGCAGAACAAAAAAUGGGCUUAACACUGAGAUCUGUCAUUCCCAUAGUUACAUCCUAUACCAUUCUAAGCAACGUGUAGCAGAAGUUUUUCAGAGAUUUCAAUAUCUAAAUGCUCCGAAGAGGCAUUGAUAAUUUCUUGCCUGAAGUAUCUCCACUUUUAAUUCAGAUAAGCAAAUCAGAUACCGAAGGAGAAUCACUGCUACUUUUGAGCUUCGCGACAGAGUAGAGCUGGUUCUGUAACUCAGGAGAGAUGAAGAAUAUAGGUCUGUAGGGCAAGAAAUCUUCAGUCCUGAUUCUGAUCUUUGAUGAAGCACGCAAAUCUUCUGUAAAACCAAUGAAGUCAAUGGGAUUGCUCUGAAUUUGGUAAGUCAGAGUGCAAGAAGUGCACCUCUGAAUGCUGUAGCAAGGACUUCCUUAACCACAAGUAAUUUCUUCUUUGGAACAAAACCUUUACUAGAAGCAAGUGUUGUACUUUAUAAAGAUCAGCAUAAAAAAAAAUCAGGCAUCGAUAAAUAUAUUUUCUGGUAGCUUAGUGGGGGAGCUAUCCAAAUCUUACAUAUAUUGUUUAACUCCAUCCACCUGAAGUUACAUACUUAUAAGCAUAGAUUUUUUUUUUUGUUCCCCCCCAUUUAAUUAAACAUACCAUAGUGAAAGUUCUCUAAGACAAAUUGUAAGAUUCCAUCAUUUGAAACAGUCUGAAGAAAGCACUGGAAAGCAAGAGUAGCUGCUCCCUGUCAGAUGAGACUCUUCAUCUUUAAAUUCUGCAAUCCUUACUGAAGGAUACACUUUAAUGGGAGUUUUAAAAACAACUGUAAAAAGCCCAGAGCAUACCAAAGAAAGUAAAAUAUAGAAGUGUGAGUUGCACUUGGCAAAAUGGUAUAUUCUCCAAUGUAACUAGAAAAUUAAAAUGAAUCAAGUUAGGUUCUGAAAUAGUUCACUACAUUUCUUGUGUAGUAUUGCUUAAUAGCACUGUUCAGUAUAAUUCUGAAAGGCUAGAAAAUGUGUAGAAAUGUGCAGUUAGAUACUAAAACACAUUAAGGUGCAGCUUUACAAAUUUGGGUACCAAUAAACAAACAUCAACAGGGAGCUUUCUUACUAACAUGGAAGUUCAGAGUCAUCAGCAUAGUUGAAUUUGGUGUGCUUGCCUGAAAAUACCGCAUUUACUAUUACUGUGCUGUAGAAGCAUCUUUUCUAUACAUAUUUGUUAAAAGCUUUAGAAGUAAACCGAGAACCACCUAGAAAACACACCUCUGGAAUUGCUUACUUGAUCAAGUCAAAGUACCACGUUGGUCAGUAACCAGGACAUUGAAGGCUCUACCCUGAAACCAGAAAAAUUCAUUAUAAUUUGAAGUGGUCUUAGUCUUAAGUAGUCUUAAGGAAUUACAUUGCAAACACAAUUUUUCUGAAGACCUGAAAAGAAUUUUAGUAGCCUUCUUACAGACAAGCUUGACUUUUCCUUCAACAGUAUUUCAAGACUGUAAGUAAUGUUACAGUCAUACCUCUGUUUCUUGCCACUGACGCGUUCCGGCGUUCAGAAGGUUAACUCUGUAGUUCCUGGCACUACUAUAUUUAUGCCUUUUAUAUCAGAAUCACGUCAUUCAGAAACCGGCUCCAGCAUUCCACAGAGAGGUGAAUAUGAGAUAAGCAAAAAUUUCUUAGGUGAGAUUCACAGCUGAUCUUAGUUAGGCAAGUUGUGACUUCAGAGACACUUAGAUGUUUUACACCAGCGGAGAUGCUGGCUCUGUAUUCCUGCAUGUGUACCUAUAUAUAUAUCCUGCAUAUAUUAUAUAUUAUAGUCAGUCAAAAUGUUGGGUUUUUUUUCUUUUCUCCUCACAAAAAAUUUCCUUCUUGACAAAAUUGAAAUUUCAGACUUUAAUCCAAACACAGCUGUUGAAGAAAAUUACAUUUUCAUCUUCUAAUGAAAAGUUUGACAGUAUCAAAACCAUUUUCAAGGAGAAAAUCGCUGUUUUUUUGUAUUCUGCUCCAAUUUCUUUCCAUUAAAAAUAGGUUUAAAAAGCCCCACAUAAGAACUUAACCCUAUAGAUUUUCAUAUGCUGUUUUUAACGCUUGGGAAAAAUACUGGUUUUCAUAAAACUCCUUAAAAUUUACUUUGUCUUUUGUCCAUGUAUUGUAUUUAACCAAACCAAUACUCCGAGAUACAACCACCCUCCCACAAAACACCCAAACCAUCAUCACAAUGACAAUAGUUUGAAAUCCACACAGAAUGUGAAUAUAAUUUAAAGGAUGUCGCAAUCUUGAUUUCAAAACAAAAUAAAAUGCAUUUCAGCACUGCCUAUAAAUCUAAUCUUUAGAUGCCUGUACAAAGGAAAAAAUAUAAAUUAAUGCUCAUAAUAACUUGUGAAUACCAAUUUGCACCAUGAAUCAUUUUGCAUAGGCAAUUAAGGACAGGAAGUUUUCAAAUAUCCAGGCUAUAUGUGGUAUACAAACAAAAUGUUUGAUCCUUUAUAAAGUGUUUCCCAGCUAAAGAAUCCUUUCCCAGUGUAAAAAGAUUACCUAAUGAAAAUAAUUGUGUAAAGGAAUGAGUCUGUGGAGAUUAUCUUAAGUCUUUUUUUUUUUUAACAGCUUAUGUUCACUUUUUAUAUGGCAAAAUGUGAACAGAAUGACCUAAUGUAUUUUUUAAUUUGAGUUAUAAUAAAAUACUAUUUUGAAACUGCUCUCUAUAUAAGCCCACUAAGGAGAGAUACUAAGGUGUUUUGGGUUUGGUUUUUUUUUUCUUUUUUAUUGAUGUAUGGUUAUCAGUGUGUAGAUUUUAGUUUCCUUAGAAACCAAGUUGAAGUAACUUGAUCUCAACGGUAGCCUUAAACCAGUAUUUUGUAGUAAUUAAAUAGGGUUACUGAUUUCUAGUAAUGUAAGUCAUCUUAUUUUCCAUGGACCAGUGUUUUUUUAGUGAAACUUAAAAAAACCCUAAAUUAUAUGUGUAGUCAAAAAUAAGCAUACUUUUAAACAGAUGAAACUGUUUUAGUAGAAGUUUAAUUGAGACCAUGUUUUAUGCAGACACAGGGUGCAGCGCUCUAUUUUGCAAUACAGCAUUUCAAAGCCACGUGAAGACAGUCUGGUUCAUUUCUCAUCGUUGCCACUUUGAACCCUAUACAAUAAAAUGCUGUAAGGGCAGUAACUCUUUCAGUAUCUGAAACAUUCACAGUUGGAACAAAUUACAUGAAAUAUAAAUAUAAUAAAACUAGGGAUAAAAGAAGACAGCUUAUAUAAUUGUGAUGCAGGCUCUCUGUUCAUCUAAAACUAAAACCAAUGCCAAUGAGUUCUGAACUGCCAUUGUAUGUUUUGAUGACAACAGAGGUUAAUCGUACAUUAUAUACUAGGUUCAAUCCUUAGGACUGACCUACCGGGAACUAUAGAUUGGCUGCAAUCCUUCAAGGUACUGCGUGCCACUUAAAAACAUUUGAUCAUUAAUGAAAUCACUGGAAUGGAAAGCUGUCCAGGGUACAUUUUCCUUCUACAGUUCUACAUGAAGCACCAUCUCAAAAAUCACAAAGAAUGGAGGAGGAUUAUCGUUUCCCUUGAUGUAAGACUUGGAAACGAUAUUGUCUUGAUGAAUAUCCACCAAAAAAAAAAAAAACUGAUCGAUGAUUUAAAUAUGUGAUAUUCAUACUGUACAAUGGCAUAUCCUGGUGUACAUAGGAGCAAGUUUGAGGAAGAUAAAAAUCCUGUCAAUGUAAGACUGAUACCUUGACAGCCAUGUAUUGAAAGGAAAAGGUACUGGGUUUUCAAAUCAUGUGUGCAAUUUGUGCCCGUAAAGGACUCUCUCUCAGCUUUUGUAGCAUUCAGCCCUCAUGUUUCCAAAAUAAAAUUGAAGUCCUUAUGGGUUCAAAACACUUGUGUCUUCCCCUCUGGGUACCAACCACAAAAAUCUUACCAGAUCUGAACGUCUGCCAGGAAGCGGGCAUUUGCACACACCAGCCAGCUCAACGCAGCAGCCAACCAACCAGCCGGGUUCCCGGGAACCAGCACAACGAACAAGGUCUGCUCUGCUCUGAAUUUUCUCUGACCUAAGAGGUUCAGGAUAAAACUACUGAUUAAAGUUUGAUCAUUUGAAGUACCUUGAAAAUAUUAGAAUUAUCUUUUUGAAUGAGCUUCUAAGGAGAUAUGUGCUGGAAAAUUAAAUAAGCUAUGCGUAGCAAGACAGAUUAUAUCGCUUUAUAAAAAACCUUUUAACUAGGAUUUUAAAAAAGGAAAUUGACUCUCAUUUUCUGUUAUUUGUUUGUAAAAGCAAACAUGCAGGUCAGUAUAUGUGAUGCUAGUUAAACUUGCUACAUAAAACUGAUCUCUGUUUAAAGUAAGUAGGCUUAGUGAGAGAGGUCUUCCAGCUUUGCUUGAGCUGUAGCAGUUUACACUAGCUGAAGAGCUGCCUCAGCCCAUAUGGAAGAAACAGCAAAAUGCUGGUUUCAUAGUGAAAAACUAAUACGAUGUAUGGCCUGUGAAUCACAACACAAAGCAGGGAGCAUCUUUUGCAGAUCACAGGAUAGGUUAAGCAUCAAGAAGGCUGCACAGUGAGCAACCAAGACUGACAAUCUGCUUGACAAGAAAUUUUAAGAGCCGCAGAAGAAUAAUAAUAAUACAAAUCUUUGGUCAAAUUAAUCAAGUGUGAAUGCUUGCAACUACACGUUUUAGACUCCUUUAUUCUUUACAAACGCAAAGGUUUAUAAUUUUGUAGAACAUUAAUUUUAUAUAUUGUUUGCUUAUCUGUAAAGAAAGAUGUAUACUAUAAUUUGAAAAGGAAAUAAAUGUGGUUUUUUGAUGUGGAUACAGGACUAGAUGCAUAAAAUCACAUAAUAAAAUUUGCUGGUCUUGUUGCUAUA